Macaca mulatta (Rhesus monkey) is the source of this 1769-nucleotide messenger RNA. NCBI's taxonomy places the organism in Eukaryota, Metazoa, Chordata, Mammalia, Primates, Cercopithecidae. The record is from RefSeq and is a predicted model, not a curated record.
GGGGGCGGGGCGCGUCCUGUGGGGUGGGGAGCGUUCUGUAACCCUUGGCGGCAGCAGCACUAAUUUGCGGACUUGGGCGUGGGACUGAGUCAGCCCGUCCCCAUCUCUGAGCCUGUGCUUAGGUUCUGCACGGUGAGCGGGAGUAGGCCUGCAGUGGAGCCUAAGACUGAGAGGAGGAAUUGGCGGGAAAGCGGACUGGUGAAAGGUGAUCCUGAGGAGAGCCGUUGGGGUUCGUGUUGGAAUUGGCCUGUGUCCUGUUAGCGGUGGCAGUUGAGAGUGAAUUCAUGAAUUAAAACUAACAAGACACCAAGAAAGCGGGGAUGGGCAGGAUCUCACACAUGAAUACAAUGUCUAAAUCAAAAAAUACAGGCUCCAUAAGCAGCUGCCUGACCUUUUUUAAUCUCGUGAACAAAAGUUCUCCGAAAAGGAAUUUGGAAGACAGAGACUUUAUUCCAGCAAACCGGGGAAGAUGGGAUACAAAGUGGCCCCUAGCUCCUUCCAAGCAUCAUCUGGACGAAUGCAUCAGCACCUGCAAAAGCCCCUUGAGCUCAGUUGUCAUCCCAUGUACACUGGGGAGAAAUCAGGUGGAGCAAUUGACGAAGGCUUCGCCCGUCGCCGGAACUUCGAGCUCUCAGUGGGAGCCGAGACGGUGCAGGACCCAAGAAGCGCCUUCUUUCCCAGCCUGCGCCCCGAUGCUGCGCGUCCUGUGCCUCCUGCGCCCCUGGAGGCCCCUUCGGGCCCGCUGCUGCGCUUCCGAUGGUGCGGCCGGGGGCUCCGAGAUCCAAGUGCGCGCCCUGGCGGGUCCGGACCAAGGGAUCACUGAGAUUCUGAUGAACAGACCUCGUGCCCGCAAUGCCUUGGGGAACGUCUUCGUCAGUGAGCUGCUGGAAACUCUGGCCCAGCUGCGGGAGGACCGGCAAGUGCGUGUCCUGCUCUUCAGAAGUGGAGUGAAGGGUGUGUUCUGUGCAGGUGCAGACCUGAAGGAGCGGGAACAGAUGAGUGAAGCAGAGGUGGGGGUGUUUGUCCAGCGACUCCGGGGCCUGAUGAAUGACAUCGCAGCCUUCCCUGCACCCACCAUUGCGGCUAUGGAUGGGUUUGCCUUGGGCGGAGGCCUGGAGCUUGCCCUGGCCUGUGACCUCCGAGUGGCAGCUUCCUCGGCCAUCAUGGGACUGAUUGAGACCACGCGAGGGCUCCUCCCGGGGGCAGGAGGGACUCAGAGGCUGCCACGCUGUCUGGGGGUGGCCCUGGCGAAGGAGCUCAUCUUCACGGGCCGACGACUUAGUGGAACAGAGGCCCACGCACUGGGGCUGGUGAAUCACGCUGUGGCCCAGAACGAGGAGGGUGACGCCGCCUACCACCGGGCACGAGCACUGGCCCAGGAGAUCCUGCCCCAGAACAUUCCAACCCGGGACCGGCUAGAGGGCAUGGCAGCCUUCAGGGAGAAGCGGCCCCCCACAUUUGUUGGUGAAUGACCCCCACUUUAACCUUCAGCUUGGGAGAUGCAUGCCCUGAAGAGCAGGAUCCAGAAGGAAGAUUUGUGGCCGGACUGCCUUCAUUAUUUCACCUCUCCAGGCUUCCGUUUCUUCACAAGGAUGAUGAUGGAGAUCAAAUGACUGGCGUGAUGCCUAGAACCAAGGUGCUGAUCCUACCACCUACUGCUGCCUUCCUUAGCUUCACCCUGGCUAGAAAUAAUCACGAGGGUUGGGUUUGCUUUGGAAAAUGCCUGUCUCUCUACUUGAAUGAUAAAGAAUUAAAUUAGAUCUCUCUGA